Molecule: messenger RNA, 1136 nt
Organism: Photinus pyralis (common eastern firefly)
Lineage: Eukaryota; Metazoa; Arthropoda; Insecta; Coleoptera; Lampyridae
Product: CD63 antigen-like
Exons: 5
Coding region: 133-936 (267 amino acids)
Cellular component (GO): membrane
Source: RefSeq, a predicted model, not a curated record
UACAGAAGGUUUAUCAGUUAUCUCUCCCGAUAACGACACUGUUAUCUUUAUCGAUAAAAUUUUAUUUUUUUAUAACUGGGUGAAUUGUCACACGUUUUUCUGUAAGUUUGAAGACACGGUUUUAGUAAAAGAAUGGGUGAGAACAUGGAUUUUGGAAUGAAGUGCAUAAAAUAUAUGUUAUGCAUUUCGAAUUUUAUGUUUGUGAUUAUCGGGAUUUUGUUGAUUGUUGUUGGAAGUUCGGUCACUACUCUGUACUAUAAAUAUGAGGUUUUCUUGGAAAGUUAUAAUUUUAGUCCAGCCAUGCUUCUCAUAUCAAUUGGUGUUACCAUGACCUUGGUGUCGCUGUUUGGUUGUGUGGGAUCUUGGAGGAAAAGCACCUUCCUUGUGAACUUAUACACCCUCCUUCUUUGCGUUUUAUUUAUAAUGGAAUUAUCGGCCGCAAUUACCGCGUACGUUAAACGUGACAGCAUCGAGGAAUCAGUAGAGGCGACGAUGAGGGAUACGCUGGAAGAUUACAACAAAGUCGAUGCAGCUACAAAGGGAUGGGAUUUUGUCCAAGAGAACCUUGAGUGCUGCGGUGUACGUAAAUUAAACGAUUGGGCAAUUUACGAAAUCAAUGGCACCACAAUCAUGUUUGAGAACGACGAAUUUGAUAUACCCUACUCGUGCUGUGUGACUUCUUAUUGCCUCUACGUUUACAGCGGCGGAUGUCUUAAUAAAGUCGUUUAUAUUCUGUCACAGAGUGCUUUCAUGAUUGGCACCGGUGCUUUUUGCGUCGCAAUAGUCCAGAUAUUAGGAAUAGUGUUUGGCAACAUGCUGGCUAAAAGUAUACGUCGCGUUAAAACGCAGGAGGAAAUGAAUAAGCAAAAUCAACGUCACAUUAUUUACAAUCUUCAGAAUGAGAAUUACAGUUUGAAACCGACUUCAAAAGCAUAAAUCCUGCAAUUGUUGGAUUAUAUUUUCAAUAUCAUCUUACUUAUUAAUAUCACGUACUUCAUUCUAAGUUUAUUUACAUACAAUAAAAGUAAUUUUACAAAUUGGUUAUGGCAUGAUUCUGGCGGUGUAAAAUAUUGUCGUUGCCGCUAUAAUUGUAGGCGAUUGUAUAAUGCGUGAGUAAUAAAUUACAUUCGCAAUUC